AUGAGUGUGGACGAGGACACACGCUGGCUUGAAUGGGUGACUAAGCAGUUCGAGACUAUUGCAGGAGAAGACAAGGAGAUUGAUUUGGAUGAGUUUAAAACAGCCCUUAAAGUGAAGGAGUCAUUUUUUGCAGAGAGGUUCUUUGCAUUAUUCGAUUCGGAUGGCAGUGGCUCUAUUAGCCUCGAUGAGCUGCUGAAGGCUCUAAACCUCCUCAUUCACGGCAGCGAGACUGACAAGCUACGCUUUCUCUUCCAAGUCUACGAUGUGGAUGGAAGUGGUUCUAUAGACCCUGAUGAGUUGCGAAUAGUGCUGAAAUCCUGCCUAAGGGAAAGUGCCAUCUCCCUGCCAGAGGAGAAACUGGAUGAUCUGACACUGGCCCUAUUUGAGUCUGCUGAUAAAGAUAACAGUGGUUCCAUUACAUUUGAGGAGCUAAAAGCAGAACUCGAGAACUUCCCUGAGGUUAUGGAGAACCUCACCAUCAGUGCUGCUAACUGGUUAAAACCUCCUGAUAUGGACCACAAGAAGAGGAAGACGCCUCGCUAUUUGACCCGAGCGUACUGGCACAACAACAGCCGAAAGCUGUUCUUCCUCUGCCUGUAUGCCUUCCUCAACAUUCUCCUCUUCAUCAUAGCUAUGCUGCAGCAUGCUCCCGGUGGACCCUGGUACAUGUUGGCAAAAGGGUGUGGACUAUGCCUGAACCUCAACUGCACUUUUAUUAUGAUACUGAUGCUACGCCGUUGUCUCACAUGGCUGCGAGCCACCUGGGUUGUGAAAGUCUUACCUUUGGAUCAGAACAUCCUUCUGCAUCAGAUCGUGGGUUAUGCCAUCUUCAUCUUCACUCUGGUGCACACAAUGGCACAUGUCAUGAACUUUGUUAUGCUAUCACAUACAGAUAGAGGAUAUAAGAUGUGGGAAUACCUGUUCACCACACGCCCAGGUAUCGGAUGGGUUCAGGGCACUGCCUCUAUCACUGGGGUCGUGUUACAGGUCCUCAUCUGUCUCAUGGUGGUUUGCUCCAGCACAUUUGUCAGACGCAGUGGCCAUUUUGAGGUGUUCUACUGGUCUCAUCUGUCUUAUAUUUGGGUUUGGGCACUGCUCAUAAUCCACUGCGCUAAUUUCUGGAAGUGGUUUGUGGUACCUGGUGUGAUCUUCCUUGUGGAGAAGUUAGUUGGUAUUGCAGUGUCUCGCAUGGCAGCCCUGUAUAUUGUUGAGGUCAACUUGCUGCCAUCUAAGGUAACACAUCUAGUGAUCAAGCGGCCACCAUUCUUCCAUUUUAAACCUGGUGACUAUGUCUACCUCAACAUCCCAGUCAUAGCCAAGUAUGAGUGGCACCCAUUUACCAUCAGCAGUGCACCAGAGCAACAAGAUACCAUAUGGCUCCAUGUGCGCUCAAUGGGCCAAUGGACAAAUCGGCUAUUUGAGUAUUUUAGACAGCCAGAGAGCCAAGUCAUCAGCAACAAGAGACUUACAGCCAGCCUGAGGAACCGAAGUCACCAGGAAAGAACCCAGAUCUCUGCUAAACUGAGUGAGAAUCAUAGAUAUUGUGACAUCAAGUGUUAUGUAGAUGGGCCCUAUGGCACCCCAACCAGGCAGAUCUUUGCCUCAGAGCAUGCAGUGCUGAUUGGGGCUGGCAUUGGCAUCACGCCCUUUGCAUCCAUCUUGCAGAGCAUCAUGUACCGUUAUCGACUGAGGAAGCAGAACUGCCCGAACUGUAACUACUCGUGGUGUGAGACUAUCAAAGAUAAUGAGAUGAAGCUAAGGAAGGUGGAUUUCAUUUGGAUAAAUCGAGAUCAGAAGUCCUUUGAAUGGUUUGUGAGCUUGCUGACCAAACUGGAGAUGGACCAGGCUGAUGAGGAACCUGAGGGUCGCUUUUUGGAAAUGCACAUGUACAUGACAUCAGCUUUGAGUAAGAAUGACAUGAAGGCUAUCGGGCUACAGAUGGCAUUGGACUUGUUGGCAAAGAAAGAGAAGAGAGACUCCAUCACUGGCCUGCGGACGCGCACACAACCAGGCAGACCCGAGUGGGGCAAGGUCUUCCAGAAGGUGUCUGAGGAAAAGAAAGGCAAGGUCCAUGUUUUCUACUGUGGCUCCCCGUCACUUGCCAAAGUUAUCAAGGCUCAAUGUGAGAAGUUCGGGUUUAAUUUCUACAAAGAAAACUUCUGA
Molecule: messenger RNA, 2163 nt
Organism: Neoarius graeffei (lesser salmon catfish)
Lineage: Eukaryota; Metazoa; Chordata; Actinopteri; Siluriformes; Ariidae
Gene: nox5
Product: NADPH oxidase, EF-hand calcium binding domain 5
Exons: 15
Coding region: 1-2163 (720 amino acids)
Biological process (GO): defense response; superoxide anion generation
Cellular component (GO): plasma membrane; NADPH oxidase complex
Molecular function (GO): superoxide-generating NAD(P)H oxidase activity; calcium ion binding
Source: RefSeq, a predicted model, not a curated record